Mizuhopecten yessoensis (Yesso scallop) is the source of this 9142-nucleotide messenger RNA. Its product is annotated as low-density lipoprotein receptor-related protein 2-like. Gene Ontology annotation, molecular function: calcium ion binding; protein binding. The record is from RefSeq and is a predicted model, not a curated record. Lineage: Eukaryota; Metazoa; Mollusca; Bivalvia; Pectinida; Pectinidae. The transcript has 54 exons. The annotation marks the transcript as partial.
ACAGAUAUUACCAAGCCAUCGCUGAUAGUGACCAGCCAUACAGCCAUCGUCCAUGCCGACCUUGACCUCCACUCAUAUGUGGCUAUCCCUCUGCUGGGGGUGAGGUCCAUUGCAGGACUUGAUAUCCAUGUUGCUAAGAAAGAGAUUUACUUCAGUGACUCUGCCCAGAAACGCAUCUACAGAGUCAAUAUGGACGGAUCAAAUCUAACAGAGGUUUUCCCCGUGGGUGUUAAUGUGGUGGAAGAUCUGGCCGUGGAUUGGAUUGGCGGGAACCUGUACUGGAACGACUACGUGUUCGAAACAAUCGAGGUCUCCAAGCUUGACGGUAGUGUCAGAACAAUUCUGUUCAGUCAGAACAUCACCAACCCGCGUGGCAUUGAAGUCGACCCAAGGAAAGGGUCACGGUUCAUUUUCUGGACAGAUUGGGGACAACAUCCACGUAUCGAGCGAGCAGACAUGGACGGACAUAAUCGUACCAGUAUUGUCACCAAGAAGGUCUACUGGCCCAACGGCCUCUCUCUGGAUUACCCCAACAGGAGGCUGUACUUUGCGGAUGCCCGCCUCGACUACAUAGAAUACUGUAAUUAUGAUGGGUCUGGACGUCAGCAAGUCUUUGCUAAUGACCAUUUUCUGCGACAUCCCCAUGGACUAGUGGUGUUCGAGGACACUAUUUUCUGGACUGACCGUGUGGCUGGACGUGUUUCUCAGUGUAAUAAGUUCAACUGCUCAGACCGAGGACUGACCAUCAGCCGUAUCAGCCGUCCUCUUGGAAUUGCUGUGAUGCAUCCAGUCAGACAGCCUUACAGUGCCCUGGAUGGUAACCCCUGUUCCAACUCAUCCUGUAGCCAUCUGUGUCUCCUGUCAUCUGUGAAACCCAAGGGAUUCUCAUGUGCCUGCCCUGUCGAUAUGAAGCUGGAUGAUUCAGAAAACAAGUGCAUCCCCUCUGACCUUGACUACCUGAUGUACAUGACGAAGUCGGGCAUUGUGGGUAUUGAUAUGGAGGAUAACGUGACACACCCCCUUCUCCCUGUGGCCAGUGUCCUCAGCGGAAUGAACAUGGACAUCGACAGCGCCAACGGCAGUCUUUAUGUUGUGCAGCGUGGUGAUGUUUUCAACGCAUCAGUGGUAAAGGUAUCAAUACGGGAUGGUAACGUGUCACAGUUUAUGCCGUCCAAGUUUUCUGGGUACGUACACGCUGUGGCGGUGGACUGGGUGGCCAGGAAUCUGUACUGGGCCGACACUAAGGCGGGUACCAUUGAGGUGAUGAAACUAGAUGGCAAACAUAACAGCAAAGUGCUCAUGUCCAACACUGGCAGUCCACUUGACUGUGACCAGCCUGUGUCCUUGACCCUUGACCCUUCAAAGGGGACUCUGUACUGGGCUGAUCUCGGUGGAAAUGGAGUCCCCGCUAAAAUUGCCUCCAUGCGUAUGGACGGUACUCGUCCCCAAAUUGUCCACGAGAGGCGGGUGGAAGUCCCUGGAGAUAUUGCCAUAGAUACCAGUUCCCGUUUGCUCUACUGGGCCGACUCCGCUAAAAACUGGAUAAUGGCUUUAUCCUUAGACAAGACUCACACUCACAGGACUAGAGUUGUCCACUCCAAUCUUGGUAACCCGACAGGUCUGGCCAUAUUUAACCGACGACUUUACUUCGCCGACCCUGAUCACGAGAGAAUAUACUACAUACCUCUUGACCACCCGCGGGAAAUGCACAUCGUCAAGGAAAACAUCGCCCUCCUUACUGACCUCGUUGUUUAUAAUGACCGUCACUCUAAAGGGGAGUCAAAUGCCUGUACCAAAAACUACAGCGGUUCCUGUGAGCACCUGUGUCUAACAUUGGGGAAUGGGCAACACACCUGUGGCUGUAGUACAGGGUACACAAAGUCUGGAAACAGCUCCUGUGUAGCGGUGGAGAGUUUCCUAGUUGUAUCCCAAUCGGACAUCAUUCGUGGCUUUAACCUCGUCAAGAAAGAUCACAGUGAUGCUAUGCCUCCAAUCCGUGGCAGAGAUAGAAGAGUGAUUGAAGUUGACGUUCAUAUCAAGAAUGAUCACAUCUACUGGAUAGACCACGACCCUGCAGGGCUGAGGGGACGCAACUUCAAUGGCAUCCGCCGAAUAAAGCGUGAUGGCUCCGAGUUUGAACAGGUCAUAAACACUGGCACGGGUCUGAAGCCUGGCGAUGGAGUUAAGGGCAUGGCCAUUGACUGGGUCGCAGGAAACAUAUACUUCUCUAACAUCAAGAAUUACGAGACUUACAUUGAGGCAGCAAGGAUGAAUGGUUCCCACCGCCUUGUUCUCAUACAGGAGAGGGAGUCUUCUCCCUGGGCCCUCGCUGUCAACCCAAUCAAAAGGUACCUCUACUGGGUGGAUAAAGGUCAGUUCCCUAAAAUAGAGCGUGCUCACCUGGAUGGGACCCAUCGCAAAAUUAUCAUUGACAAGGGAAUCGUUCGUCCCUACAGCAUCACCAUUGACGUGGCAACGCAUGACGUGUACUGGGUGGACACGCGUGUAGAUGCUAUACAGAAAGUGUCGUACACUGGAGGAGGCCGAUCCUACGUCCGUACCAACCUCCCAUCCCCGAUCAGCAUCACCGUCCUAGGAAACAAGAUCUUCUGGGCCGACUCCAAACUCAAACAGGUAUUGAAGAUAUACAAGAAAAAUGUGUUGGACCCAGAAAUUGUGAGAAACAGCAUCAGCAACCUGCGCAGUAUUGCCAUGUUUGAUGCAUCCAAACAGCCUCAAGUGGAGAAUCCAUGCUCCGGCCCUGACAAUGGGGGAUGUGAACAACUGUGUUUUGCCAAACCAAACAAGACACAACCUGUAUGUAGUUGUUCUACAGGAGAUCUGGCACCUGACAACCAAACCUGUAAAGCUCCUUCGGACUUCCUAAUUGUGGCCUCGGAGAGCGAGAUUAUCACCUUGUCUCUGGAUCCAGACAUCCACUCGGCACCACUCCCACCUAUCACGAUGCUCAGCGGUGCUGUUGCUGUUGACUUUGAUUACGCCAAUAAAUACAUCUACUUCUCCCAGGUGCUUGGACGCAAACUGAGCCGAGUCAAGAUUGACAGUUCUGAAGUAGAAGACAUCAUAGACACAAUCAACAUCACAUCGUUUGAAAGCCUGCAGAAGACGGUGACGGCAGAGGGUCUGGCCGCUGACUGGGUCGGCCAGAAGAUGUACUGGGCAGAUGUCUUCCUUAGCCGCAUCUUCAGCCUAGAUUUUAACGCAACAAACAAAGUCGCUCUCGCCAAUGUAGCCAACCCACGGGCAGUGGCUGUACAUCCCUGUAAGGGGUAUUUGUUCUGGACAGAUUGGGGGCGUCUCCCUAAAAUAGAGAGAGCUACGAUGUCCGGAAAUAACCGCAAGACAAUUGUGUCGACGGACCUCGGCUGGCCGAAUGGUCUGAGCAUUGAUUACGAUGGGGACAUGAUCUACUGGGCAGAUGCACUGCGUGACCGUAUUGAACGGUCAAAUCUCAAUGGUCAAUACCGUGAGGUCAUUGUUCAGUCAACUGUCCAUCCCUUCUCCAUGACUGUCCAUAAGCACUACAUCUACUGGACUGACUGGACACUCCAUGGAGUCUACCGCGCAGAGAAACACACUGGGGCGAACAUGAUCGUGAUGAAAGAGGGUAUCACUCAUCGACCAAUGGGCAUCAAUGUCUUCUCAAAUCAGCGGCAGAAAUGUACAUCCAAUCCGUGUCAGAUCUUCAAUGGUGGGUGUGCCCACAGUUGCCACCCCGCCCCAGAAGGCAAGGCAGAAUGUCAGUGCAGCGACAUUGGUUUGACCUUGGGACAAGAUGGCAAGUCAUGUGUUCCUCUGAAUCACACGUGUGGGACAGAGAACUUCGUGUGUGCUAACGGUCGCUGUCUCAGCCAUCGUUGGGUGUGUGACUCCGACGAAGAUUGUAAGGACGGAUCUGAUGAAAACCCAAACAUGUGUGCGACCCACACUUGUGAUCCGACCUAUUUCCGAUGUGACAACGGUAGAUGUAUCCCACCACGCUAUAGGUGUGACCAUGACAACGAUUGCCAAGACAACUCGGAUGAACGUGAAUGUGACUACAAGCCCUGUGGCAGUGACCAGUUUACCUGUAGUAAUUCUCGAUGUAUCAACAAAAACUUAGUAUGUAAUGGAAUUGACAACUGUCGUGAUGGCAACCGCACAGACGAGGCUAACUGUCCGGAGAAGACGUGUGCAUCCGGAGAGACAAAGUGUCCGAACAGUAACGUGUGUCUGGCGCGGAAAUACCUGUGUGACGGAGAUAAUGACUGUGGCGACAACUCGGAUGAAAACCCUCUCUUCUGUCGCAAGGUCACGUGUCCUCGGGGUCAGUUCUACUGUACAAAGUCACUCAAGUGUAUCCCCGGAUCGUGGUACUGUGACGGAGAUGACGACUGUGGAGCGGGUGAAGAUGAACCCUCCACUUGUGCCAACAACAGCUCCACCUGUAUCGGGACACAGUUUGCGUGUAACAACAAGAAGUGUAUCUCGCGGCGAUGGGUGUGUGAUGGCGAUGACGACUGUGGAGAUAAUAGUGACGAGGAGAAAGGACUCAACUGUGUUGAUGUCAACUGUCCAGUCGAUUCCUUCACAUGUGCGUCAAACAAGAAGCGUGGACGCUACGCCUGUAUUGACCGACGUUAUGUGUGCGAUGGCGUCAAGAACUGUCUCAAUGGUGAAGAUGAAACAGGAAACUGUGCCCUAGUCACGUGCCAACCGGGCCAGUUUAAGUGUGCCAACGGCAUCUGCAUAGCGCAGCGGUUUUACUGUGAUCACGAUAACGAUUGUGGUGACGACUCGGAUGAACCAAAGACUUGUGAUUAUCCGGAGUGUGGUGCUGGCAAAUUUACUUGCUCAGACAAGCGUUGCAUCCCCCAGUCUUACGUGUGUGACGGUGCCAAGGACUGCUCUGAUGGCUCCGACGAAAAGGCGGCGCGCUGUGCUGCUGCCACAGAGAAGCCUAAGUGCCCCGAUGGCCAGUUUAAAUGUGCCAACGCCAACUGUAUCGACUACCAACUUGUGUGUAACAAGGUAGACAACUGUGGAGAUGAGUCGGACGAGGACAGGUGCUACAUUGACGAAUGCAGUCAGGAUGACAUGAACCAGUGUGAACAGAAAUGUGUCGACUCCAUCACCAGCUUCAGAUGUGACUGUUUCCCUGGUUACACCCUAAGGAACGACAAGAUCUCCUGUCGAGAUAUUGAUGAAUGUAAAGAGGUGCCAGGGGCCUGUAGCCAAGGAUGUUUGAACUCACCUGGAAAUUACACCUGUAAAUGUAACGAGGGAUACUCCAAGACAGGAAACAUGCGGUUCUGUAAGAAAACCGACAACACCAAGCCGUGGUUAAUCUUCACAAACAAGUAUUACAUCCGGGAACUAUCUAUUGACGGCAAGCACUACCGUCGUGUGGCCCAGGGCUUCGACAGCGUGGUAGGGCUGGACUUCGACUACGCUGAGGAUCGCCUCUACUUCACAGAUGUCAAGGCAAAGAAGAUGUACCGCAUGUACCUCAACGGAACUGGCAAAGAGGCUAUCAUAAAGCAUGACAUCACAGGGGCCGAAGGCAUGGCGCUUGAUUGGAUUGCAAAGAAGAUUUAUUGGGUGGACAGUAAGCGAUCAUCGAUGUUUGUCACAGAGACUAACGGCACCAAUCGCCUGGCACUGAUUCGUCGUGGCUUUGUGAAGAGUCCGAGGGCUAUUGUGGUUGAUCCGGCUAAUGGUUACGCAUACUGGACAGACUGGAGUCUCUCUCCCUACAUUGGCUGUAUCGGGAUGGAUGGCUCAAACGCACGUAAAGUCAUCACCAACAAACUUGGCUGGCCGAAUGCUCUCACGAUUGACUAUGAGACGUCGCACCUGUGGUGGGGCGACGCCCAUCUCGACUACAUUGAGUCCGCCAGAGUGGAUGGCACUGACCGCAACAUCGUGAUGCAAGCCACUGUGCCACACCCCUUCGCGAUCACAGUGUUUGAGGACUGGAUGUACUGGACCGACUGGAAUCACAUGUCUAUUGAGAAGGCCAACAAGUUUACGGGAGCAAACCACACGUGGCUUCAGAACACAACACACCGCCCAAUGGACAUGCACAUCUACCAUCCACUCCGGCAGAAGGAAGGUGCAAAUCCAUGCGGAACAAACAAUGGCGAGUGUUCCCAUCUUUGUCUCAUUGCCCCUGGAGGUCGUGCAUUUUCCUGCAAGUGUCCCGAUAACUUCCUGAUGGCCCCAGACCAGCAAACCUGUAUUGCCAACUGUACUAGUGGUCAGUUUCGGUGUGGCAUAUCUGAUGACCGCUGUAUCCCUUCUCUGUGGAAGUGUGAUGGAGAGGAAGACUGCAAAGAUGGAUCAGAUGAACCAGAGGAUUGUCCCCCGAAACACUGCACCCCUGGACAGUUUGAAUGCCGGAAUAAGAAUUGUACUUAUGGGUUCCGUGUUUGUGACCUGGUUGAUGACUGUGGUGACAUGUCGGAUGAGGAAGCAUGUGACGAGCGUCGCUGUGAGGCAUGGCAGUACAAAUGUGGCACCAACAAAUGUAUCCCACAGGGCUGGCAAUGCGACGGAUCUGAUGACUGUGGCGACAACUCGGAUGAAAAUGAUGAUCAAUGUAAGAAUGUGACCUGCGGAUCUCACCAGUUCACGUGUGACAACGGCAAGUGUAUCCCUAGCACCUGGAAGUGUGACUAUGAUGAUGACUGUGGUGACAGGUCUGACGAAAAACAGGCCUGGAAUUGUACAACACGACAGUGCCAGAAAGGCUGGUGGAAAUGCAAGACAAACUACCGGUGCAUCCCGGACUGGCAGAGGUGUGAUGGACGUGACGAUUGCCGUGAUAACAGUGACGAAGAUGAGGCUAACUGCCCCAAAUGCCACCCAACUGGAGACUGGCAGUGUGCCAACAAGCGAUGUAUUCCUAAACGCUGGCUCUGUGACUUUGAUGAUGACUGUGAUGAUAAAAGUGAUGAGGAUCCUCUCAUGUGUGCUAAGAAGUACCGCAAGUGUUCCGAGUCUGAAUACCUAUGUAAGAACAAGAAGUGUAUCCCAAGUAAGAUGCGGUGUGACAAUGACAACGACUGUGGUGACAACUCGGACGAAGAUCCACACUAUUGUAAAGAGUACCACAAGUGCCAGACUGACCAGGUUCAGUGCCCGAGUGGUCACUGUAUCAGUAACAAGUCUGUAUGUGAUGGUCAGCGAGAUUGUAAAGACGCCUGGGACGAGCAAUCCUGUCCACCCCGUUACCCUGGCAACCGUUUCUGUCCCACCAAUCAGUUCCAGUGUGACAACACGAUGUUACGCCGCGACGCCGUCAAAAGUCUCACACUUAAGAAAACUCAGUGGAGGGAGAUCUCCCACACUGGACUCCUUAGAGAUGUUGACGAGUGCGCACGCUGGGGGACAUUCUGUGCACAGCAGUGUAAAAACGUGAAGGGAUCCUACAAAUGUUUGUGUACGGAUGGUUUCCAUGACGUCAAAGGGAAAGGCACACACUGUAAACCUAAAGGUGGACAGAUGCUCAUCUAUUUCACGAGCGGCCAUGAAGUACGUCAAAUCAUCCCUGACAAAAAAGCGUACUCAGGAACACUGAGCUGGGGGCGCCACAUGGGGGCGCUGGACGUUGACGCAGACCGUCGUCUCCUCUACUUCUCCGAUCUGUCCUUGAUGAAGAUUGAGCGGGCAGGAAUUCCAGAUGACAUAAAUAAUGGAGGUCCACCCCGUCCACAGGAUUUAAACGCAGACGUGACCCAGGUUGAGGGCAUCGCCAUUGACUGGGUCACAAAAAACAUAUACUGGACGGAUUCAAGUCGCCGCACUGUGUCAGUUGCCCUUGACGAUGGUAGAUACCAGAAAACCUUAAUUAGUGAUAACUUGGUUCACCCACUGGCAAUCGUUGUGAACCCUAAACUGGGUUUGCUGUACUGGACAGAUGCCGGCAGCACUAGUCCUAAGAUAGAGCAGGCCUGGAUGACCGGUGAGAAGCGGUCAGUCUUGAUCUCAACACGGCUGGGUCGAGCGACUGGACUGACUCUAGAUGACCACAUGGAUGAUCGACUAUACUGGUGUGACUCCAAGGAAAAUCUGAUCGAGUCCAUCAAACUGGACGGGUCAGACAGAGUCAUUGUGGUUGGCAAAGGUCUGGAUAACCCCGUCAGUUUGGAUGUGUUCGGAGGUUCACUUUACUGGGCAUCCCAACAAAUGGGGGCUGUCAUGAAGAUGGACAAAUUUGGUCGCGGUGUCAACAUCACGCUACAGACUGGACUUCUGCUGCCCUCUAGUGUCCGAAUUAUGCACCCGAAACGUCAUGAUUUAUCAGUAAAAAAUCGGUGUUUGGAAGAGGACGGUAAGAAGUGUAGCCAUCUGUGCUUGCUGAAACCUAAUGGUUCGGCGUGCGCUUGUCCUGAUCACUCUCAAUUCAUUGAUGACUCCGACAUACAGUGUGAUGCAGCCUGGGAAACAUCGAAACCUUCCCCGUCCAAGUGUUCCUGUCUGAACAAUGGACGCUGUGUAAUGGCUUCCAACAGGACUUACAGCUGUCAGUGUAUUCAAGGUUACACAGGGCGUUACUGUGAAGUCAGUAAACCUAUCAGAUUAGUGGUGGAGGACGAAUCACCACCUAUGACUGCCAUUAUCAUCCCCAUCAUCGUCUUCUCUAUUGUCAUCUGUGGUAUCGUCCUCUUCCUCUGGAUCCUAAAGAAGCGUGGGAAGCUGCUGCUGAAAGCUAAAGAUCUAAAGCCAGGUGUUGGGACUGCAGUUACAUACAGAGAAGGAGGAAACAUACAGAUCUCAUCGCCGCCAUUUACAUACGACCAGACAGCAACAGAUACAGAUACCACCCAGCCAUACAGCCCAGGGGUCCCAGGGAGCCAGGAGGCAGGUUUGGCCUUCACUACCUUCAGUAACCCCAUGUAUUUCAAAGGGGAUAAACAGGGAGAGAAAUCCAGCCCACCUCCGUCCCCAUCCACCAAUCAGUCAGGAAGUGAUGCUGAGCAGGAAAACGCUUCAUUUGAUGACAUAAAUUUCAAUGGUGACAGCACGUAACCACAGCAACAGUUGCCAAGGAAACUAUAUUACCAAAGAGACUCAUGUGUGCCACAUUUUAUAUGAACAUCUUCUGAUUUAAUUUUUAUAAUAAAAAAAUAUAAACUUG